Neurospora tetraspora is the source of this 2395-nucleotide messenger RNA. RefSeq lists its product as uncharacterized. Lineage: Eukaryota; Fungi; Ascomycota; Sordariomycetes; Sordariales; Sordariaceae. The transcript has a single exon. The record is from RefSeq and is a predicted model, not a curated record. The coding region runs from base 190 to 1998 and encodes 602 amino acids.
UGGAAAGUUUUAUUCACCACCCCGAACCUGAACCCAAACACCUCCAGAAACCUUCCCUUAGCUACUCGGUUGACAGAAGCUAAUCCAAAACAACCUCUUCCUUGCCGGUGCGCAACUUUGCCUACCCCGGGGCGACCUCGGAUUGACCGCUAUCACCUUGCCAUAUCACCUACCACUACAACUGGCACGAUGGCGAUGGGCAUGGACCGCCUCGAGAAGAGGCUGGACCGGUUGGAGAAAUUUUUCCACAGAAAGAGGAAGCUGUCGCCGCGUAACUCGACCGUUAUCGAGAGUGGACCUCUUACAUCGCUUUCGCACUCGGCUUCAGCUCCAACUAUCCAAAAAUUUCCAACGCCAUCCUUCAUCAGACCGACCUCAACUCGCAUGCUGGCUAGAGAGGAGGUGACAUUGACGUCCCAAUGUGCCCGACGCACAAAGAGCCUCCCCGAAUCUCCAAGCGAUCCCCAUAGUCCGUCUUUUUCACCUUCUGAGCAUGGAUCCAGAACGGGAUUUACCCCCAGGCGCCGCAUUCAGGGUCCUUCGGUACCUCAGCGGUCUUCUUCCCUAGUCAGCAGACAAAAGGACGCCUCUUUAGCCGAACUUCUCGAGUUUAGCUUUUCCGGUCGCUCUACGAGGAGCCAUGAUGAGCUAUCUGCUCUAUCUAUGCGCCGCUCGAGGUCUGGUCACAAGUCACCUUCACGCUCGACUUCCGUAUCGAUUUCCCCGAGAGCGCAGCCAGGCAGGAAACGCCAUCCUGACCUACACGUCCACACACAUCUACAAACCCCUCCGCCGUCAGCGCAGCAAGAAAAAUCUUUUGAUUCAAUGCUCUCCCUGCCGUCGACGUCUCUUUCGCACGGGCAACUUACUCCGGCGGCCUCUCCAAGGCUUAUCCCGCUCCCUGCUCCAGAACCCAACGAGCUACAUGAGAUUCAUUCGUCACAGUCGGGGAGCCCCCGAAGCCGGACUGCUACACCUGUCUGCAAAAAGCCAAUCUUGGAGUUGAAGACUCAGGUUAGCAGGCUUAGCACAGCAAGGUCUACCCCUUCCAUCAGGGUCAACACCAUUCUUCGGGAACCCAGCUUCAAUGACUUCUUGACCCUCAGCGAUGAUGAUAUCGCUGAUGAUCUUACCAACGAGCAAUCGCUGUCACAAACAAGUUAUAUGACAUCUCCGGAGCCACCAAGCUUCGAUCUGCCGCUGAAUCGUUUCGCUCCCUCCCCGUACGAGGCGAGCAAUCACCCCCUGCUGACACUUUCCCCUCCUCUGGCCAGCAAGCCUGCUGCUAUAGCAGCCUUUGAAGCUGCUCGGAUUGCGUCAAAAUAUCACUUUGACCUCGUGUAUGUGGUCAACCUGUGGCCCAGUCGGAAUGGCUGUAGCCAGUCCAACAGUUUCUCAAAGAGGUCAUCCAUGUCAUCGCUUUCGACGUCAACAACACUUCUCAACUCUCCUUCGUCCCCUAGCGCAUCGUUCUCUGCCAUGUCGACAGAUGAAAACCUCGGACUGCCGUUUCCGCUGACUCAUGGACCUAUGACUGGUCGUUUGUUGGCGGCGUACGGGCUACAUUCUCUCAUGAGCCCGUUCCGUAUCUCAGCACCGGUCCACCGGAAGAUCCUCGGAUCUGAUAACUGGCUGGAAUACCGCAGCGACAAUGCGGCUGAGAAUGAGUUUGCCAGAGGUUAUAGCUGCUCAUUCUACACUGGCUAUACCCCCCCCAGGCCUUUCAGCGUGCUUGGCGAGAAAACAAGCGGGAAUAGUAGCGUCAAGAACCACGGGAUUGUGUUUGCGGCAUAUCGCCUGCCGCACAAUGCUGCUGCAAAAACCGGAAGCAGCGUGGAGGAGCUUAAGGAGCUUCGCAAGGAUGCCGAAUCGUUGGUGAAUUUGGCCCUCGAUACCUAUACGGAUCACAAGGAGGAACGGGGAGACGGGGCGUGGAGGUGCACCCUGGAUGACGAUAAGAUCGUGCCAGUGGUCAGUCGACAGUUGCUCGUGCGUUAAGACCCGAGAAUUUCCUAUUACGAUUUGUCCCUCUAGGAGAGGAUCACAUGUUUGCAAGGUGUUUCCAAACAAUUACACCGUCCGGCCUCGAUGAUGGCUAUGAGCGGUUUCUAGAAGGGGUGGAGGCUGAAAGCCUUUACACUCGAAUCUCUGGGAUAGUGGAGGACCUGUGAGGACAUCGACUUGAUUGUCGGAACUCCUAUCAUUUCUGUGCAUUUACGCAAGAUCAUUUCCCUGGUCGGCAGUUCACUAGGGCAUGAGGUUAUGGAAAACUAAAAAGGCGGAAUGGAGCGGGCAUGGAUGUAUGAAUGAAGAGAUGAUGUGCGAUACCCAAUCAAAUGUAAUGACAAAUAGUAAUUUCAAGCCUUGUUGUAGGCGUUGAUUUUCCAUAUGUUUU